This is a messenger RNA of Colletotrichum paranaense, 336 nucleotides long. RefSeq lists its product as uncharacterized. The transcript is spliced from 3 exons. The record is from RefSeq and is a predicted model, not a curated record. Bases 1 to 336 code for a protein of 111 amino acids. Lineage: Eukaryota; Fungi; Ascomycota; Sordariomycetes; Glomerellales; Glomerellaceae.
AUGUUGGCAUCAUCAACUACAAGUCGUCCUAGUGGCCCACUGGCCUCCGAUAGAAUCCGCCAUGUUGGUUCGCAGAGCAAUGGUGUAUACGACCAAACUGGUGAGAUAUCUCAGUCCGACCAACAACAAGCUGAAUCAAAUGCCGUGCCGCCGCCCUUCAAUCAAACGUUUACUUUCCACAUGCAUGGGCAGAAUGACCUUGACCAGGUCGAAAACGCUCAGUCGUACCUUACAGCGCAACUCAUCAUCACCCAACUACUUAACGAGGCCCAUUUCGAUCGAUGUGGUCCCUACGCGGCCGUUAAGUCCGCCACCAUGAGAACAGAGGAAGUCUAG